GGGCAGCCUGGUUGGAAACUGACCCACCUCUUGUCUCCUUUCUUGCGGCCGUGGUCUUCUCUCCUGAGCAGAAGAAGCUGUGGAAGGUACGGAGCUCGGGCAGAGGGAGGGCCAGAAAAGAGAGAUCCCGGGAAUCCAGUAUCCUGUCACUGCCCCUCACUCCCAGCUGAGCCAAGAUCCAUGGCUCCUAAAUGGGAAUCAGUCCUAGCCUUGGUUGCUCAGGUCUUAGGCAAAAGGUUUAAACCUGUCUCGACUGUCCAUCAUUUUGUUCACACAGAAUUGCCACUUUUUCCAAUUAAUUAUUUUUUUGAUUUUUUUCUCUAAUUUUUUUUCAACCAUGGUAAGUUUUAAAUGCAUGUACAAGUAGCAAAAAUAGAAUUACGCACCACCCUGCUUCCCCAAAUGCCCAGCAUCUGGCUUUAACAAUCAUCAACUAUGGCCAAUCUUUUUUCAUCUAUGCUUCAUCUCCCCUCACUUAUUUUAGAGCAGACAUCCCAAAUCAUCCUCAGACUUCAUAUCAUUUCAUGCUUAAAGUUCAGUAGGUAUCUCUAAAAGAUAAGCACUAUUUAAAGAAAAACAUAACCAUGACACCAUUAUCACCCCUAAAAACAUUCAGCUUAAUAAUUUUUCAAAUGAGAUUAUGGAAGUGUUCAGUUAUCUGAAACAUUUUUAAAAAGAUUUUAUUUAUUUAUUUGAGAGAGAGAGAGAGAGCACGAGUGGGGAGGAGGAGAGGUAGAGGGGGAGGGACAGGCAGAUUCCCCAGUGAGCAUGGAGCCCGACGCUGGGCUCGAUCCCUGAGAUCACGACCUGAGCUGAAACCUAGAGUUGGACGAAUAACCAACUGCGCCACCCAAGCGCCCCUCUGGAAUAUUUUAGAUAAGCAUGAAGACAUCAUUAUCUUUCGAAAGUCCAUUUUGACCCAUAGACCCGUUCCUACUCUGAUCUGUUCUCACAAUUCUUUCCUUAGCUUUAUGCCUCAUAGCCCAAUGAAAGAACACCCUAACCUUUCUCUCUUCCUGAGUGCUUGACACAUGGAAGUGACUAAGAGGCCUCACUCCAGUCCCCACCCAGCCCCCCAAGUGGCCCAGAAUAGCCCUCAGUCCCCUCAGGCUUCUGUGCCCCAGGCGGGUUUCAUCCUGCCCCUUAGAGGCUCAGCAAAUUCUUAGAAGUAUCAUUUCAGCACACAGCGUGUGGACAUCAGGAGAAGGGGCUCCCUGAAGGUCUAGGGAGAGAGCCAAGCGCUUCAGUAGCUGUCCCCCUUCUUCCUUAUGCCUUCUAGGGCAAACGAGGAGCCUCUCACACAUUUAAGGCUAUUCUAGGGUGCCUGGCCAAAGAGUAGACACCGGAGCAACUCACGGGGGAAACUAAGAGGGGUCACUGGAGUCACCUUGGUUUUCAAGGAACACCAAAUAUGUCAGAAGCUGUCUGAAAUAUUUUUUGAAUCAAAAAUCUAGCUGGCUCCACUUUUUUGUUGUGUUCCCUGCACAUACUCUCGAUACGGUGGCUUUUCCUCUGCUUUGGAGGACUUGCCGGCUCGUGAAUUUUAGGGGGUGGUAUUUGAGAUACAGACCUUUGAAUUUGGGACUAAUCUGCCUGCUAUGCACAGUAGGCUUUGGCUGUGAAUUAACAAAAUAAUUCUCUGCUGCGACGGUGGACUGAACUCCAUGUAGCAUCUGCCUUGCUUGCAAGGAAUGGACUCCACCUGCCUCCCACAUAGCUAAGUCCCCAGCUAUAAAUGAGCAAGAAGGAGCAAGGUCUAAAUGGAUGGCCACUGAGCCUACAGAAUGGACAACAGCUUCUCUCUUCUUCCAGGAGAGAAAGAGUACCAAUUGCUGUAAGCGCUUCCUUUGGGCAGGUAUUUGCUGACUGUGUGCUGGUCUGUUCCCUGUGUUAUAAUGCUGUGCCUUCCUUUGACGGGGCUACUCCCUUCAGCCAGACCAGGCACAUCUGCCCUGUGCCGUGCUCUCCAGUGGGGCUUUCACAACUGUGGCUCCUGGAAACUGGAGAUGUUCUGUGGGAUAUCAGAGAGGCUCAUUCAGGGUAGGAACAUGGGAGAAACUGGAUGGCAGUGCAUUGUUCCCACUCUGCUCUUCGGGGCCUCUGUCUCCGUGUCUGGAAGCAGAGCCGGAAACGGCCGGUUACCGCUUACUGAAUGACUCCCAAGUGCCAGGUAACAGCUGGGUGCUGCAUGCAUGGUAGAUCAUUUCUUUUUCUUUUUUUUUUUUUUUAAGAUUUUAUUUAUUUAUUUGAGAGAGAGAAUGAGAGACAGAGAGCAUGAGAGGGAAGGGGGUCAGAGGGAGAAGCAGACCCCCCGCCGAGCAGGGAGCCCGAUGCGGGACUUGAUCCCGGGACUCCAGGAUCAUGACCUGAGCCGAAGGCAGUCGCUUAACCAACUGAGCCACCCAGGUGCCCGAUCAUUUCAUCCUUACGUCGACGGAGAAGGGAGGAUGAUUAUUUCCAUUUUACUGACAAGGCACCUGGGAAGCUGCUGAGAAGGGACUUGCCCAAGUUGCUAGACGUGGUGAAUCAGGAAUUGGAACUGGAGCUUAAGUCCAAAGCUCACGCUCAAAACCAUGCCCUGUCCCGCCGCUCCCGUCCCCAUCCUUCUGCUCCCAGACUAACCUGUCUCGCUUCUCCCCUUUGCUGCGGCCACUCCCUGACCCCCAGAAGAGGAGGACUGGAGAGAGGACGAAGACGGAGGCCGCCACAUGUCAGCCCAUCCGUCAGUGAGCAUUCCCCAACACCUUCUACAGGCAGAGCCGCGUGCCGGGCGUCAUCCUGUCUUAUCUGUCUAUUCCAAGUGCCUGACUUGGGUGGUUCAUAUCCUACCAAACAGAGGGAUGAAAAUAGAAAAAUCCUACCAACUCUGGACAGUACAAAUGUCUACAGGGUGGGCAUCUCAUCCACCCACCCACAGUCUUGCUGGUUUGGUUUCUUUUAGAUACAGCUGAAGGGUCCCUAGAGUUCCUGAGUUCAGGGCAGGAGCUUUCCCAACACCGCACCUUAAGCAGGAUACAUCCUGUGGUGUCAGAUGCCUGGGUGGAACAUUUGGGGUGGAAAGUUGGGGAAUGGGGUGGAAUCACAUUUCCAGGGAGGCUGUUGGGGAAAGACGCUAAGUCAGGCAGAAACAGCUAUUAGCCACCAGACCUCCCCGCCCCCAGCAAUGAGCCUUGCCAGGCCUGCAAGCCCUUCUCCGCGGGUACCCACGGCACCUACCACACCCUAACGCACUCCUACCUCAGACUUCUGGCCCUCCCAGUGGCUUUCAGGUAGAGAACAGGUCUCCAUGCUCAGAAAGGCCCAAUUCCAGUUCCCAAACUCUGGGAGAGGCAAGUGUUGAACAAAAGGACUCUUCACAGGCCGGAUCAUGCCCUUCUGUCAUGGUUGACCAGGGUCAGCAAACAUUUUCUGUAAUGGAAGCAGAUAGAAAUAUUUUAGGCUUCGUGGGCCCCACAGUAUCUGUUGCAACUACUGAACUCUGCUGCAGUAAGGCAAAGGCUGCUAGAGGCAGUGCCUACAUGGAUGGAUGUGGCUGUGUUCCAAUAAAACUUUAUUUACAGAAACAGUCUGGGGGCCAGGUUUGGCCCUUGGGCCAUAGUUUGCCAACUUCUGGUUUACACCCGGAACUGAGCAGCCCCUUGUCAUUCAUAUCGGUGACCCCAAAAUUCAUCUGGAUCCUGGGUGUUGCUAACUUCCGUCCCGAGCCUUCUCUGAUCUGGGUUCUGCCUGCUAGCCUAAGUAGGGGCCUGGGUGUUCACUGUGUCUGGCUCGCUUCUCCAGAGCAGGAAGAGGUGGCAGCAGAAGAGGCUGAAGGUGAGGCUGAGACGGAGGAGACCAAUGCAGAAGGAGAUCGACAAGAAGGGGAGGCUAAAGAAGCUGAAGAUGGCCCAGUGGAGGAGUCCAAACCAAAGCCCAGGCCAUUCAUGCCCAACUUGGUGCCGCCCAAGAUCCCCGAUGGGGAGAGGGUAGACUUUGAUGACAUCCACCGGAAGCGCAUGGAGAAGGACCUGAAUGAACUACAGACGCUGAUCGAGGCUCACUUUGAGAACAGGAAGAAAGAGGAGGAGGAGCUCAUCUCACUCAAAGACAGAAUUGAGAAGCGGCGGGCGGAGCGGGCCGAGCAGCAGCGCAUCCGGAAUGAGCAGGAGAAGGAGCGGCAGACUCGCCUGGCUGAAGAGAGAGCCCGACGAGAGGAGGAGGAGAACAGGAGGAAGGCCGAGGAUGAGGCCCGGAAGAAGAAGGCUUUGUCCAACAUGAUGCACUUCGGGGGCUACAUCCAGAAGACGGAGCGGAAAAGCGGGAAGAGGCAGACAGAGAGGGAGAAGAAGAAGAUGAUUCUGGCUGAGAGGAGGAAGGUGCUGGCCAUCGACCACCUGAAUGAAGAUCAGCUGAGGGAGAAGGCCAAGGAGCUAUGGCAGAGCAUCUACAACCUGGAGGCAGAGAAGUUCGACCUGCAGGAGAAGUUCAAGCAGCAGAAAUACGAAAUCAAUGUUCUCCGAAACAGGAUCAAUGAUAACCAGAAAGUCUCCAAGACCCGCGGGAAGGCCAAGGUCACCGGGCGCUGGAAGUAGGGGCAGCAGUUCCCCCUCACCAAAGAUCCUCGCUGUGUCCCCGCCCUGCUCGCCCCCAGCUUCUGGGGCCCUCCUGGGCAUGGGAGGCAGACUCAGGUCUGGAAACCAGGAGCUGGCCCGGCUGGGAGCUGCUGUUCGUGCCUGUACCCCCACAUGCCCACGCAUGCCGAUAAUAAAAGCCAGCACGCAUCUCCUGCCUUGUCUGUCA
Mirounga angustirostris (Northern elephant seal) is the source of this 4779-nucleotide messenger RNA. RefSeq names its product troponin T2, cardiac type (gene TNNT2). The record is from RefSeq and is a predicted model, not a curated record. Gene Ontology annotation, biological process: cardiac muscle contraction; regulation of muscle contraction; sarcomere organization. Gene Ontology annotation, molecular function: troponin I binding; tropomyosin binding; troponin C binding. The transcript has 12 exons. Bases 3381 to 4571 code for a protein of 396 amino acids. NCBI's taxonomy places the organism in Eukaryota, Metazoa, Chordata, Mammalia, Carnivora, Phocidae. Gene Ontology annotation, cellular component: troponin complex.